This is a messenger RNA of Porites lobata, 469 nucleotides long. The record is from the annotation of a GenBank genome assembly. NCBI's taxonomy places the organism in Eukaryota, Metazoa, Cnidaria, Anthozoa, Scleractinia, Poritidae.
AUGCGUGAACCACAAACAUCGCAUCGUGCCGCCGGUGCUGGUCGCGGCCGACCAAUUUUUCAUAAAAAGACCAAACUUGCCACAGGUAGGUAUAUUUAUUUGAUUAGCAGCUUUUAUCCGAACAUUUUUCCGAGCUUCAUCAUAAUUUAACAAUCAUAAUACCGUGUAAUAACUAACUUUUAAAUGUACAUGUACUGUGUUUAUGUGCAGGAAUGUUACACGCCGGUAUGUAAACGCACUGCUCACGUCGAUAAACCUUCCAGCCGUGGGACAAAACACUCUGAAGGCCAGAGAAAGAGAAGUUGGCGCAGCGAUUGAGACUGUUGCAAGGAAUUCAUGUUUAGAAGGAUUACAGGUGGAGAAAGAUUGUCGGAGGACCGUGGACACAGAGCAAGUUGUAAAAAUCGGGGUAUCGUACGACAUGAGUACGCAGAAGAGGGGAAAGGGCCACAAUACUUUGACAGGUUAG